Molecule: messenger RNA, 1356 nt
Organism: Ustilaginoidea virens
Lineage: Eukaryota; Fungi; Ascomycota; Sordariomycetes; Hypocreales; Clavicipitaceae
Exons: 3
Coding region: 1-1356 (451 amino acids)
Biological process (GO): proteolysis
Cellular component (GO): fungal-type vacuole
Molecular function (GO): aspartic-type endopeptidase activity
Source: RefSeq, a predicted model, not a curated record
AUGCUAGUCGUUACGGCUCUGCUCCAUGGUCUGGUGGCGCUGCUCGCGUCCGCCGAGACAGGCACGAGGUCGCAGACGCCGGAACCACCCCUGGCCUGGGACCUAUCGAAGCCGUUGAACGGAUUCACGUUUCAGCGGGCAAAAGCUUUGUCUUCUCCGAGCAACGAUGGGCGUACAACCCGCUUCUCUAGGCUUGUGGGCAUCAAGGGACAGUCGAGCAACGCCCUUGCAGUCUCUGGCCUGGGAAGCAUGCUUCGGACACCACCAUCGCACGGCCAGCAUACAUAUCAGAACAUCAGCACUGCGGGCAACUUCUCCACACAAUACGCCAUCGAGUGCGGCUGGGACGGCGUGCCGGUGUGGCUGAUUCUAGAUACCGGUAGUUCUGACACAUGGACCGUCGAGGAGAGCUUUGAGUGUCAUGACGGUCGAGGGGCUAAACACGGACAGGAAGAGUGCGGGUUCGGACGGCCUCACAUCAAGUCUUUCCGCGGUGGUCCGAUUGACGGCCUGCAUUUCCAUCUGAAAUACGGCUCCGGAGAGAAAGUAUCUGGCCCGAUGGGCUACUCUGAUAUUGCCUGCGGCGGAAUCUCCGUCUCUGGCCAGCAAGCUGGUCUUGCAAACUACACAUACUGGCAUGGGAACAACAUGACUGUUGGCAUACUUGGCCUUGCUUACCCAGCCCUCACGAGCGCCUACUACGGAGAGACUGGGCACGAGGCGGCUUGGAACGCCAUCCAAUACGUCCCUUUCCUUACAAACGCAAUCAUGCAAGGAAGCAUGGACCCUGUCUUCAGCGUAGCGCUGCUGAAAAACUCAUCCGAUGGCAUAAUUGGCUGGGGAGGUCUACCACCUGUCAAGGCAGACACGAGCAACUACGCUGCAACCGACCUCAUCGUGGCAAAUCUCAUUGGAUCGGCCGAAACAUCGUGGAGAUAUUCCUUCUACACCAUCAUACCGGAUGGAGUGAAGUGGGGACAGAUGAGUGACACGACCAGAUACCCAUACAUAGUUGACACUGGGACGACCAUGAACUAUCUUCCACCACCCUUGGCCGAGGCGGUGGCCGCGGCUUUCCAGCCUCGUGCCGUGUACAUGUACCAGUGGGGUUCCUAUUUUGCGCCCUGCAAUGCAAUACCUCCCAGGUUUGCCAUGGUCAUCUCGGGGGUUGAAUUCUGGAUCAAUCCUGCGGAUAUGAUGUACCGCGACCUGAUCGAUCCUGCAACGGGCUACUGCGCCGUCGCCAUCGCCAGUGGGGGGUCAGGGCCGUACAUUCUGGGAGAUGUCUUUCUCCAAAACGUAGUGGCUGUGUUUGACGUGGGAGGAGCGCAAAUGCGCUUCUAUGCCAGGGUUUAG